UCUCUUCGCGAGACGGUGUGCGUGGGCAGAUUGGGAAAUUGCUCUUUGCCAUACGAGAAGUGCAGACGACCAAGGGAUUAUCUCGAUCCAGCAUCUCUACGGGACGGGCCGGUGAUCGAGUUGCAACCCUAAGUUUUUUGCGGUUCGUUCGAGAGGACGAUCGGUCUGCAGGAUCGAAGGAGAAAGAGGGACGAUGGGAGACUACCAGCGGCUCAACGUGCACCGGGAGCGCGGCUGCUGUCCUCCCAUGGAUCUGAUGCGGUCGGAGGAGAUGCAGCUUGCGCGGAUAAUCAUACCUGUGGAAUCUGGCCACCAUACUCUCUCCUAUCUGGGCGACCUCGGUCUCGUUCAAUUCAAAGACCUUAAUGCAGAUAAAAGUCCUUUCCAGCGAACAUAUGCAAACCAGAUCAAAAGAUGUGGUGAAAUGUCACGCAAACUAAGAUUCAUGAAAGAUCAAAUGGCAAAGGCUGGAAUUGUGUAUUCAGAAAUGCCAACACAAAUCCAUAUCGAUUUUGAUGAAUUGGAGAUAAAACUGGGAGAGAUUGAAUCUGAGCUAAUUGAAGUUAAUUCAAACAAUGAAAAACUACAAAGAGCUUAUAAUGAGCUAGUUGAGUACAUGUUAGUUCUCAAAAAGGCUGGAGAAUUUUUUCACUCGGCGCAGAGUAGUGCUACUGCUCAGCAGAGAGAAAAUGAGUCACACCAAAGCGCUGAUGGUUCUCUUGAUAGUCCUUUGUUAUUGGAACAAGAAAUGCUGACAGAGCCAUCAAAGCAAUUAAAACUUGGAUUUGUUAGUGGACUUGUGCCCAAGGAGAAGGCAAUGUCUUUUGAAAGAAUUUUGUUUCGGGCUACUAGGGGCAACAUGUAUCUUAGUCAAGCUGCUGUUGAUGAACCUGUGAUUGACCCAAUUUCAGGAGAAAAGGUUGCCAAAAAUGUUUUCGUUGUCUUCUAUUCCGGGGAAAGAGCAAAGGCCAAAAUGCUAAAGAUAUGUGAGGCUUUUGGAGCAAAUCGUUACCCAUUUACAGAGGACAUUGGAAAGCAAAUGCAGACGAUUGCUGAGGUUUCUGGAAAAAUCUCCGAGCUGAAGACUACAAUUGAUCUUGGGUUGCUUCACCGUUAUACCAUACUUAAAAAUAUCAGCUAUCAUUUUGAGCAGUGGAACAACAUGGUAAGGAGGGAAAAAUCUAUUUACCAUACUUUAAACAUGCUCAGUCUUGAUGUGACAAAGAAGUGUUUAGUUGCUGAGGGUUGGUGCCCUGUUUUUGCAACUAAUCAGAUCCAAGAUGCAUUGGAGAAGGCUACAUGUGAUAGCAACUCCCAAGUUGGUUCUAUUUUCCAGGUGCUCCAUACGAAAGAAUCUCCACCUACAUACUUCCAGACAAACAAAUUUACUUCAGCUUUCCAGGAAAUUGUUGAUGCAUAUGGGGUUGCUAAGUACCAAGAGGCAAAUCCGGGUGUCUACACUGUUGUCACAUUUCCUUUCUUGUUUGCUGUCAUGUUUGGUGACUGGGGUCAUGGCCUAUGCUUAUUACUUGCAACACUAUUGCUUAUACUCCGGGAGAAGAAACUAUCCUCUCAAAAACUUGGUGACAUCAUGGAGAUGAUGUUUGGAGGUCGUUACGUGAUCUUGAUGAUGGCAUUGUUUUCAAUUUAUACUGGAUUGAUUUAUAAUGAAUUCUUCUCUGUCCCAUUUGAGAUGUUUGGUCGAUCAGCCUAUGAAUGUCGGGAUCCUACAUGCAGUGACGCCACUACAGUAGGCUUGAUCAAAGUGAGGGAAGCUUACUCUUUUGGAGUGGAUCCCCAGUGGCAUGGUAGCCGAAGCGAGUUGCCAUUCCUUAACUCAUUGAAGAUGAAAAUGUCUAUCCUUCUUGGUGUUGCACAAAUGAACCUUGGCAUUUUCUUAAGUUACUUCAAUGCAACAUUCUUCAACAACAGUCUUAACAUGUGGUACCAGUUUAUUCCACAAUUAAUAUUUCUGAACAGUUUGUUUGGAUACCUUUCUGUCCUCAUAAUUGUAAAAUGGUGCACUGGUUCACAAGCAGACCUAUACCACGUUAUGAUAUAUAUGUUUCUAAGCCCAACAGAUGACUUAGGUGAAAACCAACUCUUUCCUGGCCAAAAGAUUGUCCAGCUUGUGUUGCUUCUUUUGGCUCUUAUUUCAGUUCCAUGGAUGUUGUUUCCAAAACCCCUACUCUUGAAAAAGCAACAUGAUGAGAGACACCAAGGUCAAUCUUACAGCAUGAUCCACACUACUGAAGAAUCACUUGAGAUUGAGCAAGAUCAUGAUUCACAUGGACACGAGGAGUUUGAGUUCAGUGAAGUCUUUGUCCACCAACUAAUCCACACAAUAGAAUUUGUCCUUGGAGCAGUCUCAAAUACUGCCUCGUAUCUCCGUUUAUGGGCCCUCAGUCUUGCUCAUUCUGAGCUGUCAAGUGUGUUCUAUGAGAAGGUGCUUCUUCUUGCUUGGGGGUUUAACAACAUCAUCAUUCUCAUUGUUGGCAUCAUCGUCUUCAUUUGUGCCACCAUUGGCGUGUUGCUUGUCAUGGAAACUUUGAGUGCAUUCUUGCAUGCACUCAGGCUUCACUGGGUCGAGUUCCAGAACAAGUUUUACGAGGGCGAUGGAUACAAAUUCUCCCCUUUCUCAUUUGCAUUAAUCCCCGAGGAAGAUUAAAAACAGCAAUCACAAUGCUUCUAUUUAUGUGGCAUUUGUUAAAAUAAAGUCUCUUGAAGGCUUGUAACCAUAGGCAAAUAAUUUUUGCUGUUGCAUCACGGAGGAAGCUGGAUUAAAUUUAAACAAUCUUGUGCAGGUGUGUAUUAUAUCGACGGUUGGAAGAGUCUUGCAUCAACCCUCAAGUCUGAUGUUCCGAAAUCAUUUGUUUCUUUGUAAUAAAUUGUAUAAGUCUGAAGAUCAUACUUGAUCCUGCAUUUAAUAAUCCAGUAUUCACCUUAUGGUUUUGUCAUAAACAGUGAGUACUUUGGAUUAUAAAUUUCAAGGAUUACCUUUUUGUGAUGUUUCUACCAUAAUGUUUCUGAAGCAUGUCAAUACUGAGAAUUUAUGAAAA
Molecule: messenger RNA, 3059 nt
Organism: Zingiber officinale
Lineage: Eukaryota; Viridiplantae; Streptophyta; Magnoliopsida; Zingiberales; Zingiberaceae
Product: V-type proton ATPase subunit a3-like
Exons: 18
Coding region: 194-2668 (824 amino acids)
Biological process (GO): vacuolar acidification; proton transmembrane transport
Cellular component (GO): vacuolar proton-transporting V-type ATPase complex; vacuolar proton-transporting V-type ATPase, V0 domain
Molecular function (GO): ATPase binding; proton-transporting ATPase activity, rotational mechanism
Source: RefSeq, a predicted model, not a curated record